This is a messenger RNA of Parnassius apollo (apollo), 1179 nucleotides long. Lineage: Eukaryota; Metazoa; Arthropoda; Insecta; Lepidoptera; Papilionidae. The record is from the annotation of a GenBank genome assembly.
AUGCCUAAACGGUGUGCAUUGGGAUGUUCAAACAAGACUUCCUAUCAUCAAUUUCCACAUCCAGAAAAGAAUCCUGACCGUUUCAAGGCUUGGGUUCAUAUAGCUGGUGGGAAGUUAGAUAGUCCUGCUGAUUAUGAACUGUAUAGAAAGAAGGUCAUCUGUGAUAUCCAUUUUACAGACAGGGAUAGAAACCGUAAUAACCGGUUGAAUUUUCUAGCUGUGCCAUCACUUCAUCUUCCUGGCAAGUCUGAUGAAGUUGUUAGUUCAGAGAAAAUUUUACUUGUACCUGAACCUGUGAAUGAAGAAAGCAGCCUUGCUGCAUUAAAACCGACACUAACAGGCAAGUCUAACGAUGAUGAUACUUCAGAGAAAGUUUUACUAAUACCUGAACCUGUGAAUAAAGAAAACAGCCUUGCUACAUUAAAAUCAACACUAACAGGCAAGUCUGAUGAAGUUGUUACUUCAGAGAAAGUUUUACUUGUACCUGAACCUGUGAAUGAAGAAAGCAGCCUUGCUACAUUAAAACUGACAACGACAGAUAACUCUGCCAGAAUCAAUUCAGAACACAAUUAUUGCCGACUGCAGAAGAAGGCGAUACAUAAAAACAAUAAUAAUUAUCAGCAGCAGGAGUGGCCGUCAUUCUGGUUGAACCAGCUUAAAACAACAAGAAGAAAAAUUAAAGUUUUGCAAUCAAACUUGAUCAGAUCACAAAAGAAAAACAAAACCUUUCAAUCCAGAAUAGCCAAUGCUGAAAAAAUGCCUACAGAUAUUUUAUUUAAAAAACUGACGAACAAAAUGACCGUAGCAGCAAAAAUUUUCACAAAAAUGCAGUACACACAGACGAGCAAGAGGCCUCAUGGUCGCAGAUUCUCUCUCGAAGAAAAAGUGCUCUCGCUUUCUUUAUAUAAAAAGAGUCCAAGAAGCUACCCUCUUUUGGCAAAAUAUUUCACAUUGCCUUCAACUAAAUCAUUAAAAAGACUUUUGACCAAAAUAGAAGUGAAGCCGGGCCUUAAUAAAUGCAUAUUUAUGAAAAUUAAAAAUACCGUCAAGGAGCUAUGUACAGAAGACCGCUUAUGCAGCUUAAUUUUCGAUGAAAUGUCAAUAUCCCCUCAAAUCCAUUAUAACGCUGCUAAAGACCAGCUUAGAGGGUUCACAUUUGAUGGCAAAAAAAAUUGCUGA